CCCAUCACUUCCAUCUUCCUUAGAACUAUUUCCCAUCGCAUUACGACCCAAUUCCGAGAGCACAAGAACCGAGGGCCUACAGAAGGUUUACACCACUCCCAAGAAGAUCAAGCAUGAAAAGUACAAGAACGUCAUGAUGCAAGCCCUCUUGAUCAGCUCGUGGCACACGGCCAGGUCGAACAAUGUCAAGGCCAAGCAGCCCCCCUAGUCAAGUCCAAACAAGACCCAGAUUAAGCAUGGAUAGGAAAAGAAGAAGAGCAUCAUGACCCAAGCUUUCUUGAUCAGCUCGCGGCACACAGCCGAAACUAGCGGAAGCCGACUACCAGAAGUUCGUCAGGGAAAAGAAGAAUAAGUACUUCAAACGUGCGGCACGCAGUCUGUUGCGUGAGUAGGUAGGUGAAGAAGAUGGAUACAGGAUGGAUAACAGCCCAACAGCAGUAGGACUCAGCAUCGCCAGAGAUCUCUUCUUCAUCCCGCUGGACCAGCCGGCGAAGACAAUGAAAAGAAGAAGAAGAAGAAGGAAGAAGAGUCCGACCUGGAUAGAGUGUAAUACCAGGUUAAACAGAACCCAAAACUGUGGCCGCCUUACCUUCGAAGCCUGGCGGGGUUAGUGAAAGGGGGACCGCCAGGUCCGUCGUGCCCAAGCUCUCUUGAUCAGCUUGCAGCACACAGCCCACUGCGAAAGCAGGUGAAGAAGAUGGAUAAAGAGGAAAAGAAGAAGAGGAGGAGAUGUCGGGGGGGGGGAGGCAGACAUUUAUACCCUUCCAGGGAGGGCCCCAAUCAGCUAGAACAUGGAGACCGGUGGCGCAAGACGGUGAAAGAACUAAAGGCAUGGCAGGAAUGGCGCGCAUCGUCAGUGUUGCCUGAAGGCAGGAAGGGUGACGGAAGGGGCAGUGGUCAGGGAGCCGGCUCGCAGAAGGUGGCCCAGAACCUUCCCAUUUGUGUUCCCGGGCGGCCCUUGAUCAGACAGAACAUGGAGGACAGGGAAAAUGCAAGAAGCAGAAGGAUUGGUCUUUCCUGGCGAACUAAACAAGGCAGCACUGGCAUCCUGUUAGGGAGGCACGAGACGGUGGUAGGAUGGAUCAGAGGCAUGGCGGAGCAAGAGUGGCGCGCAUCGUCAUGGCAGGAAGGAUAACAGAAGAAGGAGUGAUCAUUGAGCCGGCUCGCAGGUGAUCAAGAACCUGACGAUUCGUGAUGGUGUAGGAGGGAAGCAGGAAAGCAACCGACGGAAGGACGUCCAAACCGGCUGGCAUCACAUCCAUCAAACAGCAAAACCGAUGCUGCAGGAAGAUGAAUUGAGCAGCAUCUCAGAGGUGGAAAGGUGCAGUGAGGGGGUCAUGUAGCUUAAUUGGUGGCACCAGUGGUAGGGAGCAGACACAGAGAUGUAGGCAAGGCAUAUCGUUCCUUUGGGCCAUCUUCAC
Colletotrichum destructivum is the source of this 1421-nucleotide messenger RNA. RefSeq lists its product as uncharacterized. Lineage: Eukaryota; Fungi; Ascomycota; Sordariomycetes; Glomerellales; Glomerellaceae. The record is from RefSeq and is a predicted model, not a curated record. The transcript has 3 exons. The coding region runs from base 698 to 1135 and encodes 145 amino acids.